UAAUGUCAAAACGUCGAUUACGUUCCUUUUUCUUGUCUUCUACAGAUUAAAAGCUGGUUUUAUUAAAAUAAGCAAAGAAAAAAUCGUUUAUCAUAAUAUCAAUCAAAUCUACUCGGAAAAAUAUUAUUUUUCUGUAAAAGCUAGCUGAGGAGAUUUUGUCAGCCAUUAAAAUUUUCUUCAGUACAUACAACCAUUGUCCCCGUGCUUAUAGCAAAAGUGAGUUUGUUGAAAACAGUGUGCUCAUAUAAAACUGAAAUUAGUUGGCUAGAGCAACACAGAAUACUGUAAAAUGGCAUUAAAAAGAAUUAAUAAGGAGCUACAGGAUUUAGGAAGAGACCCCCCAGCACAAUGUUCGGCAGGACCUGUGGGAGAUGACUUGUUUCAUUGGCAAGCCACUAUUAUGGGACCUCCUGACAGUCCGUAUCAAGGAGGUGUAUUUUUCUUAACUAUACAUUUCCCAACAGACUAUCCGUUUAAGCCACCAAAAGUGGCAUUUACAACACGUAUAUAUCAUCCUAACAUAAACAGUAAUGGAUCUAUCUGUCUCGAUAUAUUAAGAUCUCAGUGGUCGCCAGCACUAACAAUUUCAAAGGUUCUACUAUCAAUUUGCUCUCUGUUAUGUGAUCCUAAUCCGGAUGACCCACUUGUUCCAGAGAUUGCCAGAAUAUAUAAAACUGACCGAGAUAAAUAUAAUGAACUUGCUCGAGAAUGGACACGAAAGUAUGCUAUGUGAUGCGUUCCCAAUGAAGAAAAGCAGAUGAUCCGUCA
Molecule: messenger RNA, 768 nt
Organism: Culicoides brevitarsis
Lineage: Eukaryota; Metazoa; Arthropoda; Insecta; Diptera; Ceratopogonidae
Gene: eff
Product: ubiquitin-conjugating enzyme E2-17 kDa
Exons: 6
Coding region: 290-733 (147 amino acids)
Biological process (GO): protein polyubiquitination
Cellular component (GO): nucleus
Molecular function (GO): ubiquitin conjugating enzyme activity
Source: RefSeq, a predicted model, not a curated record